AUGUCAUCAUCAACAAAACAACCGCACUACGCCACAAGCGGCUUAGUAAUCGGUUACGCUCUCUGCUCAAGCUUGCUAGCAAUAAUCAACAAAUACGCCAUCACACAGUUCAACUACCCCGGUCUCUUAACCGGUCUCCAGUACCUCACUUCAUCUCUCGGCGUUUACCUUCUCGGAAAAUUAGGGUUUCUUCAUCACGAUCCUUUCACUUUCCCGAUCGCCAAGAAAUUCUUCCCCGCCGCACUCGUUUUCUUCCUCGCUAUCUUCACCAACACCAAUCUCCUCCGUCACGCUAACGUUGAUACCUUCAUUGUUUUCAGAUCUCUUACUCCUCUCCUUGUUGCUCUCGCCGAUACAGCUUUUCGAGGUCAAAAUUUGCCUUCUAAUCUCACUUUUUUCUCGCUUGUUGUUAUUCUUGCUGGUGCUGUUGGUUACGUUGCUACCGAUUCGGGUUUUACUCUGACUGCUUAUUCUUGGGCUUUUGCUUAUUUGGUUACGAUUACUACUGAGAUGGUUUAUAUUAAGCAUAUGGUUAUGAGUCUUGGCUUGAAUACUUGGGGUUUUGUUCUUUAUAAUAAUGUAUUGUCUUUGAUGAUUGCUCCGUUUUUUUGGUUUCUUACCGGGGAGAAUUUUGAGGUUUCGAAUGCCAUUAAUUCGAGUACCGGGAGUUUGUUUGAGUUGAAUGCGGUUCUUGCGGUGGCUUUGUCUUGUGUGUUUGGUUUGCUUAUUAGUUUCUUUGGAUUUGCUGCGAGGAAAGCGGUUUCGGCGACUGCUUUUACAGUUACUGGAGUUGUGAAUAAGUUUCUAACUGUGGCGAUUAAUGUGACGAUUUGGGAUAAGCAUGCUAGUCCGGCGGGUUUGAUUUGUUUGCUUUUUACUAUAAUUGGAGGAGUUCUUUAUCAGCAAUCGGUGACUGGGAGUGGUUCGCAACAACGGGAGGCUGUGGUGGUGAGUAAGCAGGCUGAUAUUGAGAGUGAUUUUGUUGGUGAUGGUGAUUUGGAAGAUGAGAGUGAAGUAAAGGUUUGA
This is a messenger RNA of Vicia faba (fava bean), 1026 nucleotides long. NCBI's taxonomy places the organism in Eukaryota, Viridiplantae, Streptophyta, Magnoliopsida, Fabales, Fabaceae. The record is from the annotation of a GenBank genome assembly.